AUGGAUCUGAUGGAGCUGGGAGACUUCGGCAGUGGCUGUGAAGAUGAAACCUGUGGCCUCGCUCCGGGCUUCCAGGAGGACUGCUCCAACCAGGAGUGCUACUGGGAGGAACCAGUGUUUGGAUUGAUUGAGUUAGUGUGUGUGACUGUCAUUUACAUUCCGCUGAUGCUCUUCGGCCUUCUGGGAAAUAUUCUGACAAUUCUGGUGGUUUGGCUCCGACCUCACAUGAGAAGCUCUACCUACCUCUACCUGAGCAGCAUGGCCGUCAGUGAUCUGCUGAUCCUUCUACUGCUGCCUCUGGAUCUCUAUAAGCUCUGGAGGCCCAGACCUUGGCCCCUAGGAGACCUUGCCUGUAAGCUGACCAUGUUCCUCUCUGAGUGCUGCACCUUCUGCACCAUCCUCCACAUCACCUUCCUCUCCCUGGAGAGGUACCUGGCGGUCUGCUGGCCAAUCACAGCCAAGACCCUGGUGACACGGAGCAGAACAAGGGCUCUGAUUGGCUGCCUCUGGUUGAGUGCAGUCAUCAGUGCAGCACCAGUGCUGGUCAUGGUCGGGGUGGAGGAUGUUGGGGGAGGGGAGCAAGGGCUGGGAGGAGUGAUGGAGGAUGGAGGGUGGAUGGGCAGGGAAGGAGAACAGGGAGGGUUUAUGAUGGACAGAAAGGAAAGAGGUAGUGGGCACAUGGUGUCAGUGGAUGGAGUAUCUGAGGGGAUAAAGUGGGAAGAAAAAGGGCAAAAAGAGGCAAAGGGUUGGGGUGAAAGAGUCGGGGAGUUCAAAUGGCUUGGGGAAAAAGCCGAAAUAGAGGUAGGAAUACAAGAAAAAGAUAAGAGGAAACAAGGAGAAGAAGGAAAAAAUAAACUUGAAAAACAAGCAGAUGAAGGAGGAGGUGAAGGAAAGAUGGACAUUGAGGGAGAGCAGCAAAAUAAAAUGAGAGAAGAUGAGGGAGGAGGAGGAGGAGAAGGAGGCGUUGAUGGAGGAGAGAUCGACAUGAGCGAGUGUCGCUGCACGCACUAUGCUGCCUCCUCGGGCCUGCUGUCGGCCAUGAUGAUUCUCUCCAACUUGUACUUCCUGGUACCUGUCUGCAUCCUGGGACUGGUCUACAGCCUGAUUGGACGGACGCUAUGGCUCCGCCCACAAAGCAGCCGGAGAGACCAGAGUCACCGGCACACUGUCAAAAUGUUGGGAGUGAUUGUCUUGGCGUUCGUCCUGUGCUGGCUGCCCUUCCAUGUGGGUCGGACCAUAUUCUUUUUUUCUUUUGACAGACAGGAAGCAUACACGGACAUAAACUCAAACUUAGAAACUCUCUCUGAUAACAGAAAUAACAGCACACACACUGUCACUGAAGCCCAAAAUACACAAACACUCAAUAACAUGCAGGACAACCGCCUUUACAUUGAUAACACACACAAUGACACACACUUCAACAACACAUACACACACCCUGACACACACUUGUAUUUUUUAUACUACCUGUCUCAGUAUUUCAACCUGGUUUCCUCUGUCCUCUUCUACCUUAGUGCUGCUGUUAAUCCUUUACUGUACAACCUGAUGUCUGCCAGGUAUAGACACGCUGUACACAGCCUCACACACACACACUCACACACACAGUCUCACCGUCUGCGCACAAUCACAACGCGGCACUCCACCACAACUUUGUAA
Messenger RNA from Centropristis striata (black sea bass), 1656 nucleotides. RefSeq names its product growth hormone secretagogue receptor type 1-like. Lineage: Eukaryota; Metazoa; Chordata; Actinopteri; Perciformes; Serranidae. The coding region runs from base 1 to 1656 and encodes 551 amino acids. Gene Ontology annotation, cellular component: plasma membrane. The transcript has 4 exons. The record is from RefSeq and is a predicted model, not a curated record. Gene Ontology annotation, molecular function: growth hormone secretagogue receptor activity. Gene Ontology annotation, biological process: G protein-coupled receptor signaling pathway; hormone-mediated signaling pathway.